CUCAUGCAUUUCGACAUAUUUCAGUUCGGUCGGCUGUGGGGAGAAGAAUACAUGAGAGGAACAUUGGAAUGAAUACACCUACAAACGAUUUCAUUUGCAAUAUCAAGACAUUUGCCAUUUCGAAUAAUACUUUUUAAAAGUGGUUCUCAUGGAUAUUUUCAAACCGAUAAUUCUCAGUCUCAUCGGACUUCAGCGACGUCUCUUUGGCAAAGGAAAUACGCCUUCUGAGCAGGGGAGCAAGCAUCGAGCCGUGGCGAGCCAAAUAUAAACAAGCCUUAUGAUAACACUGAACGCUGUAUGUUCCCCCGAGGUCCAAGCGGCUAUAGAACCCCCAGAAAGCUGCAGCCAUGUUAGCCUGCCUACAGAGACGGCAGCAGAACCUCUCAUCUCAGCACCUGGUCUGCACCCCCAAGAUCCUGGGGAGUCCACAGCAGCCGCAGCCCAGCACACGACAAAGUGAGCUGUCCUCCAUGAAUGGCCCUCGGUAUCCAUCCCCUGCAGAGCUGGAUGCCUUUGCCCAGAAGACGGCCAGCAGUCCCCUGUCCAUCAAGAUCUUCCCAUCCAACAUCAGAGUGCCGCAGCACAAACAGCUGAACAGGACUGUCAACGGCCUGGACACCACAUGCACCCAGCACUACAGUCCCUACUCAGGAGGCUACCAGGGCCUACUGGGUGUUGUAAAGGCCACCGUCUCCGUAGUCAAAGGCGUGCUGAAAAACUCUGAGGGCAAGAGGACUAAACAUUCCCCUGCCCAAACUGCAGUGGCACCAUACAACCCUCUCAGUAACAACAGAGACGGGCAGCAGAAGAGCUACCACAUGGGCUCCUGCAAGCCUCCUGACGGGCCCAAAAUGGCUGUUCCCUCUAAUAUCAUUGUUGCUGCCUCUGUCAUCCCCACCCCAGUAGGACAGACUCUGGCCUCUCAGUCGGACCUGGACGUCCAGAGCCUGCUGAGGCAGAUGAACAGACACUCCCACAGCCAGGCCCUGCAGCACGGGGGAGAGGCCCAGCCAAGCCCCUCACGCCAGGCUGUGGCUGCUGUGGCCAGCUCAGACUCUGGCUUUACCUGGGGAGUGGUGCCCCAGAGCAGCCUAGCGUACUCCGGGGCUGUGCUGCCCACCCAGAGCGCAGACAUGGCCCAGGCUGGCUACUUUGAGAGAGUGGACUAUAGCAUGUGGCAGCACCACCAACAGCAGCAGCACUACCAACAGGGGGCGCUAAGGAUGUACAACAAUGCUCAGAUGGGCAGCGGGGGAGGGGCCGUGGUCAGCCGCUCUCCAGAGACCUGUCUCCCUUUGGCCUGCUCAGCACAGCUCUCCUAUAGGCGCCAUUCCCUCAGUGCAGGCACUAACGGGGCAGGGAUUGGGCAGGACCGGGUUAGCUCCUCCCCUCUGAACUGUGCUGCUAUGCAUGGGGAGUUCUCUGUGGGCCAGUACUUCGCCCCUCCCUGGAACAGUGUUCUGGUCACCCCGGACAGUGACUGUUACAACCCUCAGGAGCUGGUGCCUGGUUCCUCUAUGGGCCGGGUCAGAGACAUGGGGCUCUCCCAACCCCACCCUCACCCUCACCAUCACCCCAACCACCAGCUCCACCCCCACCACCAUCCUCACCCCCAGGUCUACGCCACAGACCAAAGCUUGGGCCUCUGUUGUGGGCUGCCCAGCACCAGCCUGUGCCACGCCUCUGUGCUGAGCAGCAGCCUGCAGUCUCUGGAGUGCCUGAUCAGUGAUCUCCACCCGCCCUGCAUCAAGGAGAGCAUGCUGGGGCGGGGCUACGAGGCGGUGGGGAUGCCAAGGCUACUAGACCACAACCUACAGCACACCCACGUCCAGCUGCCUGUGUUCAGAUAAGACAGGAUGUGUCCACACAGGGCACUCGGACUGAAAUAUUCUGUAAAACAGGAACUCCAUGGAUGCAGGUGUAUAAUUUUGAAGAGACCACCUCAGAAUGAGAAACGGCACCUUUUUAUUUAGCGUGUGUGUUGUAUUGGUACAGGGCUAUGUGGUUUGGAAUUGACCAAGUGUUGUAAACCUUAAAAGGGUAAUGAUAAUCAUGACUGACCUGCAGGGUCAUCUUAUUUGAUGUCUUAAUGUUUUCAUUUACGGAGGAUUUUUUGAUCAAUCAGAGAAUCAGUUCACAUCUGCCACAUUUGUUCCUCAGAAUAAUGUGUUUUGAAGUUGUUGUUUUUUCUCAAUCUGUCCACUGUUGAAUUUUUAAACCAUUUCAGAAUGUUGUCAUUUGAAAUAAGGUGAAAAGGUGAUGCGCAGGCAAUCCUCCUAAUGCCCUUUACAAAGUGCAAAAAAAAUACAACUGGAAAAUGGUACAUACUUAGGGCAUACACGGGCCCAACUCCAGGCCUCCAGGGGCAUACAAGGGCCCAACUCCAGGCCUCCAGACUGUCAGCUUGUUUUUAUUUAACCCUUAAUUUACCAAUAAAGGCCACUGAUUAUAAUGCACUGCUGUAAGAACGGCAAAAAUGGGUCGAUUUAGACAUGGGGAAAUGUGUCAGGGAACCGUUUUUUAUUUUCAAAAGAAAUUUGUAUUUUUGUUAGGUUGUGCCUAUGUUGGCUGCUAAUGGAGGAUAAUGUCUUUAUAUAAUGAUUGACCUUUAUGUUUUUGUUGUCUUCUCUACAAUUAUGACUGUCUGUUACCACGCUGUUGCUAGGCCCCAUGUCACAAGCAAGAGAUCUGCUAGCCAUCACGUUAAUGUUUGAUGGAAUGACAGUUAUCAUGUUUUACCUAAAACGGCACUGGGACUUUGGGGACGGGAUGUGUCAUUUGAUUCUCUGAUUUGUUCACAUUUUGCUCUUAGCUUUGGUUGACAUUCAUCAUUUAGGUCAUCAAUCACAAAAAUACUACCUUAAUCAACAGGAGUCCCUCCAAUAGUUUUCCGGAGACAGGAGAAAUGUGUUUUCAAACUGAAGGCAUGACUAUCAAAUUGAAGUAUUCCAUGGUAGAUCAUUGGUUUACAAAUGAGUGGAGUUUACUGGAGAGGUGUCCCUUCCAGAUCACUGGAGAACAGGCAUUUCUUACAGUAUAAUUCACUGCUUUUCUGUCAAUGUUUUCUUUCUGAAAAUAAGAUGAUGUUUCUUUGUAGUGGUCUAUCUGAUGCCUGAGAAUUAUGGCUAUAUAAAGAAUCUCUUAUAUGUCUGCACUGUCAAAUAUGAUUUUUUUUUUCAACCAGCCAGUCAGGAUUCUGUUGGUUGACAAUGUACAUAAAUGACUCAAUGAUUAUGAAGUGCAAUUACAAUAUUUAACAGGUAUUUAACUCUACAAACAUGUUGAAAUGACUACAUUUACAUGAGUACAUGCAUAACCCUAGACUCCCAUACCCAUUCUCCUAUUCUUAAUUAAGAUUGUCAAAUAAAUAUUUUUUUCCUUCUAA
Oncorhynchus nerka (sockeye salmon) is the source of this 3385-nucleotide messenger RNA. RefSeq names its product protein FAM222A-like. NCBI's taxonomy places the organism in Eukaryota, Metazoa, Chordata, Actinopteri, Salmoniformes, Salmonidae. The record is from RefSeq and is a predicted model, not a curated record. Bases 348 to 1850 code for a protein of 500 amino acids. The transcript is spliced from 3 exons.